UCGCCCGUUCGAACGUAAAUUUCACCUCGUGAACGCAACCCGACGCCGUCGCGAUGGUUGCCCAGUGUGUUCCCCCUGUGUCGGCGCCACCGACGCCAUCACCGCCAAACAGCGCCAGCGGUUGGGAAGAUUUUGUUUGAAAAGUGCAAUGACACACCUAGCGACCGAAGGCGCGAGAACCGUCCGGGAGGUGGCAGAGCACCAUUCCACCGUUGGAUUAGCGACUCGAAUUCGGACUUCAACGGUGAAGAAGCGACCGGUUUUGUGGGUGGGAAAGGAUUUGGAGUCGUUGUGUGAUCGAUCAAAAUUUUCCAACUCCUCGAAACGAGAUGAAUUGAACUGAAAACUCGCGUAAACAUGGGAUGUUAAAUCAACCCGCGAAAGAAAACAAAACCGUGAAGAAACACAUUUCAGAAGUGCAUCCCGUAUCAGCGACGAGAAAAAACAUACAGCAUCUGCACGUGGUGGUCCAAAAUCCGACGGAUCUUACCUAAAAAUAGUGUCGACCGAAGGCAGAAGUUAAAAGUGUUGUUCCCGCCAAACUUGCGGCAGUCGUGUGAUCUGUUGAUCGUUUGAAAAGCAUAACGAAAAGUACCGAAGAAGGGAAUCUGUGUUUUAUUUAUGUGUUUUGUGUGAACAAAAGGCAAAUGUUGUUGGCAGUAUUUUUUGCGUCUAACUUCACGUCAAUCGUUGAUCCGAUUUCCCCCUAGUGUUAGAGGGGGACCCGCUUCGAGUGUGCAUAUUACGGUUCCAUUAGUUUGCAUUAUUGCAUGUUUCCUGUGCUUUGAGUGGAUCUGUUCGGGUCUGGUUCAGUGACUAUGCAUUUAGAGAAGGCCUUCGAUCGGUGAACUCUCGCAACAAUGAAAUUGGUCUUUUGGCACUUUUAGCCUUGGUUAACAGAAUGUCAGCGAGAAACUUACGGUGAAUAUGUCGCUGUGUUUGUUGUGAAUAAGAAGAAGCAUUCGAAAAAAUUUUUGCUGAAGUUUUUGAAAUGAUUGGUUGUAAGAUGUGGAUUAAGUUAGUGGAAUUUUGGGGCUUCAUGUGCAAUCCCGAAGAUAAUAAGUGUUAAGUGUAAGUAAACACUAAUUAUUGAUAUGUGCAUCGUAGUAUUCAGUGAGUUGUACUUCUUAAACGAAAAUGGAUAGCAGAGAAGGAAGAUCCACAGCUACUACAGUGUACCGAAUUCUGCAGAGCCCCGCGCCAAUCUGCAUGUUCUACUUCGCACAUCCCUUUGGAAUUUCAUCACCGGCCGUGGAAUCAUCUCCGGGGAAAACUGUUACGACCCGCCCACCGGAAUCGGAAUCCUGCCGAAAGCCAGUCCCGCUGCCGGCUUCCAAAUGUGAACAAGAACCUGUGAAAACUACGAUGGAAAACUCGGUUCGUCAAAGACCGUUGGACGAGUUGAAGCGAAUUCCUAACGGAGUGACAAUGUGUUGCGGAAGGCCGGCUGCGAAACCUAUCAAGCCGGAAAAUCGAACCAAAUCGAAAAAGAAUAAACACAGUUCCACUGGUACGGGAUUGAUAGCGAAGACGGAAGCUGAGGUUCUGUCAGUAAAGCCGCAUGCUAAAAGUGUAAAACGUGUGAAUUUGAUCGAACUGGACAGCCGGCAGACUCCGCUGACACCUUGGCCGAGUACAAUUUGGAAUAGGGAUUUUUUGAUACCACCGUUGUUGCAGGUGUUGGCGAAACAGCACGGUCGCAAGAUACCGGACAUCGAGCAAAUUUUGCGUACCGUGCGAACUGCCUGGAACACUCCCAGGUCUCAACGGUCGCUACUACAAAGCCAGGACAGUCGGGACUCAUCGUCGUCCAACUGGGACCUAUCGAGCUCGUGCGAUAGUUACUAUUGUGGUCAGGGACGGUACCACGGCAGCAGGAUGGGCGCCGGGACUUACGCCAUGGUGAUGGGUUCGGGCCCAGGACUGCUGAGAAGACGUUACUCCGUACCUGAAAUCAUUAUGCGAAAACAUACCUUAGCACAGCAGAAGUCAUACGAAGAGCCAUGCGACAGCAACCACAACAACACCAGUACAAGCAACAAAAACUGCUACCCCUCGCAAUAUCACACUCAGUACCCCCAGCAGCCCCAAACCGUGACACGAGGAGGAGGAGGAGGAGGCAGGCCGAUGACACGCGCUAGCAGCAAGGAAACCCCGGCGGUGGUGGCAUGCCAAAAGCAGCAACCACAAUCGCCACCGGUUCUAGUUCACCGGAAAUCGAUUAUGCGGACGGCCAACAGUGUGGAAAGUGCCCCGAACAGCAAUGGGAACAACUUUAACAUGACCACGCUGGCUUCCACCGGGUCCGAGUCCAACUUGGCCACGAUGAAACGUCAGCCGUCGCUAGGUGGUAUUAGUCGUAGUCAAAAGAGUAGUAGUGUUAUUGGUAUAAAUAGUAGCAACAAUAAUAACUAUAUUGGUCCUGUCGGUAGCACCGGGGUCAGCGGGGUGGGUUCAGGUGCCUUGGGCGGGUGUGGCGUGGGUGGUGCUACUGCUGAUUUUUCAAUGAGAAAAUCGACUCUGCUGCGAAGGAUGUGGAGCAAAGAAAUGCGAAGAUAUGACCGGUCUGGCAGUUGGUCACCACCUUUAAGGCGAGCACCGCGCCGAAUUUAUAGUAUUGAGAGCAUCAUUCCGCCGGAAGGACUUGGCGGCAGUGGUGGGGGGAGCGGUGCCAGCAGCGAAGGAGGGAGUUGUGUGACAACCACGACGACUUCGUGUAAAGAAUGUGCGAAGUUGGAGAAUCAGUACAAUAGUAUCGCUAGAAGUGGCAAGUUGGCUGAAGAGUCCCCGAAACGGCUUCGAUUGGCGACCUCGUUAAAUAACGUUAACAAUAAUAACCUUCAGAAGGGUGACGGUGUUGAGGGACUAAGUCGGGUCAGUACUCCGGGCAGGAUUCUGGUGUCUAGUGAAGGUGACAGUGUUAGUUUGAUUACGAAAAGCUCUAAACCGGAGGUUUCCAGCAGUACGGAGACUGCGAGUACCCCAUUGUUACGUCACAAAGAUCUAGUCGUCAAUGAUCGUAGCAAGCGGAACUUUGUCUUCAUGAAUGCCGGUCCGAAUACUCCCAGUACGGCUAACGACGUUGAGCUAGAAGAGGCUGAUCUGUCAAGUAGUACAUCGUCUAUUGCGUCCCAGGCUUGUGCCAGGCCAGUCGGCCACACUGGCUGCACUGGUACUAUCCUUGAAGCAAGCGAAGAAGGCACAUUAAUCGAUAAUGAGCAGGAGGUCAACAAGGACGAUACCAGUACGAUUUUGAACGCACAGGAUAACGAAAGUGAUCUGAGUGAGUUUCUGAAAGAGGAAGCAUUUGCCCGUCACGAUGAUAAUGAAAAUUGUCGGGAAGCUGCUACUGAGCGCGGUGGUGAUACUGAUGCUAAUGUACAUCCUCGAGAAUGUGCUCAGACUGUUGGUGGUGGUGCACCAUCAGGAUCUAUUGCUGUGAAGGUCAGUGAAAAACAAUUGAACGAAGAACAUUUCCCCUUGAAAAAACAAAUCGCACGGCGGAGUAGUGAUGCGAGCAGUAGUGCAGUAAGCAUUUCCACUGGGAGUACCGAUAGUGAAAGCUCAGACAAUGUUGCCAACUUGGACAGUGUGAGUGAGAAAAACAGACUAGCUGUUCUGACGCGUAGUGAUAUUUUAAAAAACGAAGAGCAUUUAGAUGAGUACAUAUCAAAUCUAUUGGUUGAUAACCUGAACAACCUAUUACAAACAAACGAGGUUUUUGCGAGUAGUGUUGCCAUUUCAAGAGUAAGUGCCGAUCAGAAAAAUAAUAACAAACUAACACUAGACGAAGUUCAAUCAAUAGAUCCAGUUGAUAACAGGCCAACACAGGUUAACGAAAUGAAACAAAAGCUACCCGAGAAAUAUAUCAAUGGAGGCGGUGGAGUGGUAUGUAAUUCACCGCCGCAACCAGGGAACAAACAUCAUCAAAGCAAGCUGGACAAAGAAUGCGAGAAAGAGAACCAGGAUACCAUGAAUAACAAUCAUCACGAGAGUGGUGCAAAAAUAUCAUUCAAUUAUAUUCGUAAGAAAAAUGGCGAAAGGCAGCAUAAUAUCAACGGUUUUUAUUUGGUUCCCAAAAAUAACUCUCGCGAAUCGGAUGGCGUUCCGUCGGAAAUCGAUCUCAAUGGAAAAUAUUACUUUCCUACAUAUGGAAUUGAAACAGAUCCAUCGGACUACACGGACAUUGCUUCGGAGCCCGAAGUGCAGAUAAUUAGCAAAAUUGGUACCGGUUCAACAUACCGCGGAAAUGCUCACUCAAGAUCUGUAAUAGUCUCUCGAAUGUCAGCUUUUCCGCGGACAGAAUCGAUGGAGGUUCAACCAUCGUCAACCUCAGCCGAGGAGGAAUUCGAAGAGUUAGCGGGUAACAACGGGUCCGAAUCCGAUACUCCGAGUCUGGUUGAUAGUCUUGACGAGGUAGAAAUCACACCUCGAAGAAGACACGAUCGAAAGAAAUCCUCUGCUGUAGCUAAGCCUGCCCCGGCAGCCGAGGUUGCAACCAAAUCCGAGUCUAUCAGUUCGGAUAAGUCACCUCGGCACGAAAAAGGCGAAGCUUUCUUCGUUCCAAUUCAAGACACUGCUGUGAUAUUGGACGACAACAUUGUGGUUGCCGAUGCGAUGCCUCUGCUCAUCAAGGAACGACUUAAUAGUCGUCAUCGGUUAAUGAUCUGGCGGAGAGAACAGGAAAAUCUUGAAAAGCACCGAAAGAUGAUGCGGCUGAUCGAACAGAAGAAAUUCUAUGGUGAACCGGCGAUUCAGGUCAUCAGCACAAUCGAUCGCGCUCUUGGUCGUAAGGAGCAUAUUGCUCCUGAGGACAAGAAACGAGUCUUUGGCCAAUCCUUGGCAAAAUUGCCCAAGGGCAAAAAGAAAGGCAACGUUAUGAGAACAGAGCUCGGCAUGCUGGAGUCCUAUAAAAUCGAUGCACGAGGAAACAUGCAGAUUCAAAAUCCAGCAGGAGGUUCUAGUGGCAGUACUUCAAGCACAAAGAAAGUUGCCAAAAGUCCUUGGGGACAAGCCGCAGAGAGAAGACAAACAAAGACUAUCGUAGAAGUGCCUCCGGUGCAAACCUCUACAAAAUCUUCGGUCCAAUCGGCAACGGCUACAACUAGUGUAUCAUCGAAAACCCCGCGAAAAACACCUGUCGAUCCUAGAAGAAAGCAAGUACUCAAGGAUGUUCAGCAAAUGACACUUUACCAACAAGCUGACCUUACUCCAGAUAUCGAAGGUGGUCCGAGGCGAAUGUACCAGAAGACAGAAAUCCAGGAGGGAGACAAACAUAUCGAAAUCUUGGAGAUAGUUGAAUGUGGUGACAGUGCUACGGGAAACACUCCACGAAGGAUGCCACGAGUGAAGAGUGCGGGAAGUCGAUCUGGUCAUAUAAGGUCACGAAUUCCUGUGCCCAUCUACAGAUGGGGUCGCUACCGAAGAAGCAAUAUUUCGCGAGAAAACAGCCCACUCUCGACUGGCGGCAAUAAGCCAAAGGUUGAUCGAAUGAUUGCCGAUCUGCUGCUAGAAGCUAUGACUAACCCAGAUGAUGUGGGCGUAAAGUUCAUAAAAUCACCGGAAGAACUAAAAGAAAAAUCGAAACGAUCUGCGGGAAAUCGAAAAAAUAAUACCACUAACAGUGGCACCCCGAAACGAUCAGCCAACAGUGGAAGAUACACCCAGAGAUUUGAGAUGAUCCCGGAAGAACGCAGCAGCGUAUCGGUGGGAUCCUCCAGUGAAGAGCUUUCCGCCGGAAGGAAGAAAAACUCGUCACCACGUCGAGUAAGCUUCGACGAGCACCAUAAAAUUCUCAACGUAGACGAGCUUAAGCCAGAUGCAUCCAAGCUGGCACCGAAAGUCAUAUCUCCCCGGCCAUCGCCGAAGCAGUCGCCGAAAAAAGUAACUCCAACCCCGUCACCUGGCCCCAAGGCACCUGCACUGAAAAAGAACAACACCACCAGCCGCGGAAAGGCGGCCAUCCAGAGCGAUGUGGUCGAAGAAAAGGGCUGGAUCGGGUUCACCACCCAGCACGAGGACACGGCCACUCCGGUCAACGGUGACAAAGAUGAAGACGUUUUCUGUUCGCCAGUAGCGGCGAACAAAGCACUAGCAAUAGAUGGCCACCAUCAUCGUUCAAAUCUAGCUGACACACCGAAGCAUGGCCGUAGAAGCAUUGUAAAAACCAUCACUACUGGAAACAUUGCACGUCACCAAGACACUUCCACCCAUCAGCAUCACUUAGUGGAUCACUUUCAUCGCCAUCAAAGAGUGAACAUCAGCGUGAACCACGAUUCUGUGCCCGUGGCGUUGACCGGAGGAUCGGUAAUCUCCGUCAAUCACGUGCGAUCGGCCGUGGCUACCGUUGGAUCGAACAGUAGCUGCAACGGCACAGUCGGCGAACCCGACCUUAAUAGUUUGCAUGCAUGUACCCUUAAUCAGCUAGCGAUCACCACGACUCCCGGUAACCGUAAACUGACAAGCAGUGAAUUUUCAGAUGAUUCAUGCUUCACCGAUAGUUUGAAUGCGCCGAAGCUAGACAUACACGAGCUCGCAGUUCCAGAGCAGCUGGAACGAGAACUCAGAUCUGCCCAAUACGGAGGGCAUUGCAUUAAUGAGCUCAAGUCUACAGCAGAAUCGGUGAAAGAGGUAAACGUAGAUAACUCGUGUGAUUGUAGUGAAUCAAUAUAUCCCUAUCGUCAGAUCCGAGAGGAGAAUGCUUGGCAUGUAUACGAGACGGUCGACUGCAAGGUUUUCCAAUCCAAAGUGGAGUACUUUGAAACUUCGAUUCAUCGGACACCACUCACAGAAAACCACCAAAGUUUGUUCGGACACUUGAAUGAGUGUACUCCGGAGUCUCUACGAUCCGCGAUUCUGAAGUCCAACUUUGACAACCAAGAAUUAGUCCGACAUGAUUUGCUGGCGGAUGAUCGCACGAAUCUAACCUCUUCAGAUACGUUGGACUAUCACCACAUCCCAGUGAUAUCCACUAUAGGCGCGUCGGCUAUUAACGAGGAAGCCCCAAAGACUUCGGAAACCUGCAGCAGCUGCUGCUUCUGCAAUCCAGAGUUGCACAAAAACUCUUGCAAAUCAUCCGCCAAUUGCUUCUAUUGCCAAGCCAAGUCUCAAUCACCCAGUAAAUCUUUUCCCAAUCCUCCAACUCCUCCCAACAUCCAAAUGUCGCCCAUUCCACCAUCUCCAAAGACGCCAAUCAUGGAGCUUACACCAACUCCGACUCUCCAGGAGAUUCCUUUACCUCCAAAGAAAGCUCCUCAACCGGAAAAACCUCAAAAACCUCAGGAGACUCCUAAGCCUCCACCGAUCACACCCAAAGCUAGCAAGAAGCUAGCGACGGAAACAUCGAUAGAAAUCAGUACCAGUCCCACUUCAAUCAACGGUCUCUAUAAGGAAACCACCAAGAAGACUGACCAUACUCAUACCAAAACGAAAAGCAAAGCCUCCGACACCGUCAGUACAAAGUGCACGACUUCCAAUGAAAAAAUUAAACGAUCCUACGUACCAUCGACAACGGCUGACUCGGAUAAGUUGGAGGAAGUCUCUAAAAAACUGACUCGCAAAAAAUCCGAGACCAGCGUCCUAAAUCGACCCAAAAAUAUUAACAACCUCAACCGAAAUUCCGCUAUCGUUCAUUCUGUGCAAAAGGAAAUAAAGAACGAGCUAAAAACUCCCAUUAAGGUGCUACCAAAAACCGCGAAAGAGCUUAACAAUCGCAAGGAACGCGAUAAGCAGAUCGAUCUGAACCUGCCGCUGGAUCCUCCCCCAAAAAAGCACGAAAAAUCCAAAACAACUCUCGGUUUCGAGAACUUCGUCAAAACCAAGCCAACACUGUGCGUUUCAUCGCAAAGCUACGAAGAGUCGACCUCCUCCAGCUCGACCGACACCAGCCCGAAUUCGAGCCCGUUCAAAAAAUGUGCCGUUCUGCCACCGGCGGCUCGCUGGAAGCACAACAGCGAGCGGAACCUUACACAGCUAACGAUGCAAAAAAUCGCAACGGCCAGCAAGUGGGGAAACAAGUGGCGAAAAGCGGCCCGACAACACGAGCACUCCCCAGCGCCGGCGGGAUACGAGCCCGAAAACCCGAUAAGUCCGGCACGGCCGAGUCGACACGGAGAGCCACAAUGCGGGAAGCCGACGGAUGGUUCGAACGUAACUAGCGGGACGACGGCGUCGGCAGUUACGGCGGCGAGUUCCGCCGCCAUCGUACCCAGCACCGUUGGAGGAAUCAGCCACAGCACGACAACCAAUCAAGGUUGGACGGUAACAGUGGCAGGCAACUACAAUCCAGACAUGGCACCCGAUGUCGAGAUGCGCCUUAGUUUUCCGAAGCAAACGAAUGGAGGAUCCGCUGGCAAAGCCCCAUUGGUUAAUAGUAUUGCACAGGGUAGUGGUAGCGGUAGCAUCGGAUCCAAACGUACCGAUAACCAUUCAGCGGUCAACGGACACGAGAGCAGCUAUCAGUCCAAUAGCCUCGCUGGCAGUCGGAAGCAGUACGCCGAGGAAGCGCAUCACAUUGCGGCUCGCGGUGGACCAAACUAUGCCCUGCUUGAUAGUGACAGUUAUGGAAUUAGUCAGAGUUCUGCUCGAGCAGCGCUUCCACAUGCAGCCGGAUUGAAUCCCAAACGAUCGCUUUCACGUUCCGAUGGAAUAGCAGCUAGCAAGGACAAUCGUCUUCCAAAUGUUGGCACAUCGACCAACGUUCCGGCAAGACAGAACGGCAAAAAAGCGGUCAAGCAGACCGUGGAAUGUAGCGUCGUAACGUCCGCUACCUCAAGAACCAUCGCCAAUAAGUAUCACAUGCUAUCCCAUCAGCAUCAACUAUCGCACGAACAGACCCGACACCAGCAACCGUAUCCACAUCAAAUCAACCCGUCUUCCUCAUACAACCAUCAGCAACAGCAGCACCACCCGCACACCGUAGGUCCUCCACCGGGGACAACAACGACGACUACUGCCAGCAUGAAUGGAGGUGGUGGAAAACGCGGCGGCCGACAACGCGCCAUUUCCAUCCAAUCACUUCAUCAUACAUCAUUGCAAAAUGGCGGUGGUGGCAAGUUCCUCUCAUCCAACUCGCAUCAGACUCGCUAUCAUGAUCCGUCUGCCGUAGACUAUGGAAGCAAUGUGCACCAAACCGGCAACCGGCGGAUGUCGUUGGAGAGCAUCUAUAGUGGACCGCACCUGGACCACCUGUCGGUGAUGGGUAACGCGAUCGCACCGGAGCACAAACCCAAGGUACCGACGAUGAGCGAGCGGGAUCUGACGCGGAAACACCACCCCUGCUACGUCCGAACGCAGCCAUACUUUUCGUAGAUAUUCACUGCAAUAAUGGUCCUACAGUUAAUUGAAAAAUAUCAUCUAAUUACUCUAGUUAAGGCCAGGUUUAGUUUUACCUUAGAAGGAGGAAGAAGUUUUAGUCGAGCGUUGAAUUGUUGUUUUUUUGUUAGUAGAACAUUUUGAAUGGGGGAACAACACCACGUGAAAAGCAUUUAAAUUGUUCAUUGUAGGAAAAAACAGUUACGUUUAGAUUUAGUUGCAUAGUUCAGAUAAAAACCAUAAGACACCCGCGAACAAUGUAAUUUGAAGGAAAAAGUAUUACCUAUAUUACCAAUGUUUGAUGAUAUUAUAUUGUACAAGUAUGGUAAAAUAUACUCGUAAAAUACA
Topomyia yanbarensis is the source of this 9660-nucleotide messenger RNA. RefSeq lists its product as uncharacterized. The coding region runs from base 1138 to 9309 and encodes 2723 amino acids. The transcript has 11 exons. NCBI's taxonomy places the organism in Eukaryota, Metazoa, Arthropoda, Insecta, Diptera, Culicidae. The record is from RefSeq and is a predicted model, not a curated record.